Lytechinus variegatus (green sea urchin) is the source of this 3045-nucleotide messenger RNA. RefSeq names its product kidney mitochondrial carrier protein 1-like. Gene Ontology annotation, biological process: transmembrane transport. The coding region runs from base 549 to 1442 and encodes 297 amino acids. The record is from RefSeq and is a predicted model, not a curated record. Lineage: Eukaryota; Metazoa; Echinodermata; Echinoidea; Temnopleuroida; Toxopneustidae. The transcript is spliced from 9 exons.
GAUUUCAUCAUAUCCAGCGGCCAGCUGUUCGCGAGACAGAAUUCGGCGGCAGGCAGCAAUUGGAGAAAAAGUGUCGUGUUUGUAUAACUUUGACUGAAAGAUUCACGGAAAACUCAUCAUUUUAUUUACUGGAUUAAUACUUAUAGAUGAUCAGCGGCGUAGUGGAACCAACAAGAUCUCCUAGAUCCGGCAAAAUCUGCAACAUUGAUCCAGAGAGGUACAUUACGCCCAGCAUCAUAAUCGGUGGUUGUAUCAAGCAACAUUCAAUGGCUUUCUCCUCGCUCUGAAAAUGGCCACCUUCCAUUCGCUGCUCCAGCUAAAGAGGAAUAACGUCAGCAGGUUCUUGAUUGUCGGGGGUGAGCGAAAAAGACACAGAGAGAUGAAACUUGCAAACAUAUGAAGGAAGUAAUCAUUCACCUUUCCUUUUGAGAUUGUGAAGGAAUAUUGCAAAGGAAUAACAUUCAAAAUUAACAGACAUUUGCAGAAACUCAAAGACAUACAUUUGCUUGCCAAUCAUAUUCAUUGUGUGUGAAACAACUAUAUGUAAUAUGCCAACCAACUGGAAACCAUUUGUUUAUGGCGGGACUGCAUCCGUUGUGGCAGAAUGUGGGACUUUCCCACUUGAUCUGACAAAGACAAGACUUCAGGUCCAGGGUCAGAAGAUGGAGGCCAACUUUCGAGAGCUCAAGUACCGGGGAAUGUUCCAUGCCCUCACAAAAAUUGCCAAGGAGGAGGGCAUCUUGGCUCUCUACUCAGGGAUCCGACCUGCCAUCCUCAGACAGGCCGUUUAUGGCACCAUCAAGAUAGGCUGCUACCACUCCUUCAAGAGAAUCCUUGUUGAUAACCCAGAGAAUGAGACCCUACCAGUCAACGUCCUGUGUGGGAUGACGGCAGGAGUCAUCGCAUCGGCGAUAGCAAACCCCACUGAUGUGCUCAAGGUGCGUAUGCAGGCCCAGAGUGCAAGCUUUGCCAAUGCCGGGGGAAUGUUCAACUCAUUUGUCACCAUUUUCCAAGAGGAAGGUACAAAAGGGCUAUGGAGGGGUGUUGUGCCAACUGCACAGAGAGUAGCAAUAGUGGCCGGUGUAGCACUGCCGGUGUAUGACUGGUGUAAAAAGACAGUACUAGAUAGAAGGCUGAUGGAGGAUGAUGUCAGACUACACUUCUUGUCAAGUUUCAUGGCUGGUUUAGCUGGUGCCAUCUUAUCCAACCCAGUUGAUGUUGUGAGAACCAGACUGAUGAAUCAGCGAAAUCUGAGGAAAGGAGUGGUCACUUCGUCAAGUAGCUUCAUGUACAGGAAUUCAAUUGAAUGCUUGUUAAAGACUGCGAAAUAUGAGGGUUUCAUCGCACUCUACAAGGGAUUUGUACCUACAUGGGUUCGCCUUGGCCCCUGGAAUAUCAUUUUCUUCAUAACAUACGAGCAGUUGCAACGGCUACCUUUAUGAUGACUACCUCAGCAUCCCGACAGCUGGUCAUUGGCAUUGGUUAAACACCUACAUAUAGAUGGACAACUGGUGAAUGCUGAGAGCAAAUCAUGUGACUUGGUUUCUUAAGGGAUUAUGUUGAUGACUUCAUGGUAGCUCUUGGAUGCCAUGUGACUUGGCUGUAUUCCUCUCUAGCGUGAGUCAGGGAUCCUUGACAUUUGAGAGGUUAAAGUGGAAUAGUGACCUUUGGGCACUCAGAGGAUCAUGGAGAUGUUGACAGGGUCAAGAAGAGUUCUACAGAUACAGAAGUGUUUUGUCACACCUAGUUCUAUCACUUCCAAAUAGCCCAAGUUUCUCUGAUGACAGUGGUUUCUAACAUUGCAACAUUGCAAAUUUUACCCUCUGAUAUGUGCCUUGCAUGAGGAUUCCUUAUUUGGAAUCAUCACUGUGCUGUGUUAAACAAAAGACCAACAUCAUCACUUCUGUAGAUGGUUACCAGGAUUGCCUCAAGGAAGCCAGUCAGUCCUCAGAAUCAGAUGCCAUGACUUUGCUUUCCUGCAUGAAAGAAAACUAUUUAAUCUUUUUUUAACAUAUAUUUGGUGUAAGUGCAAGAAGGAACACUAAUAUUUCUAAACCUUUUAGUUUGGGAUGGAUAACCUUGUGAAGAUUUCAUUAGAAUGCCGAUGGAAUCCCACUUUGUCAAGAAAGUCUACUUGAUGAGAACAAAGAAUUUCUUCUUACACAGGCCAUUAUGCAGCCAGUCUUUGGCAUCAGAGAGAGCAUUUGCCACAUUGCAGCCAGCAGAUAGAUACAGUGUGUCAUUGCUGAUUGACUUAUUUGAAAUCACAGUGGCAUCUGCUUACUCUCAACUUCAUGCAACUUGCAUGCUCUGCAACUUAUCUACUUAUAUUGUUUUAGAGAUGUUUGUUUAUGCUAUACAAGUGCAUUGUGUACAUGCUGAAGUAUUAACAAUGUCAACAAAUUGGACAGAGUGUGUGUGAAUAGAAAGAGACCUUGGUCCCGUUUCAUAAAGACUUGUUAUAAUAACAAAUGCAAGAUUUCUAUAACAAAUUGACUAUCAGCCAAUCAGAUUGGAGUAUUUCUGUAGCUUAUAACUGUUACUGUAAAUUUGUUACUGUAACAAGUUUUAUGAAACGGCCCCCUGUUCUUGGCUUUAGUGGGGAGGAAAUUGUAGUUUGCUGAUCCCAGAACUUUGAAAAAAAAAUAGAUACAGAGUAGUACCUGUAAUACAGUUUUAUUAGUGGAGCCAGCUAACUGGAUGUACUAACAGACAUUACCUUCAGCCUUUAUUGGGAGUGGAUUAUAAUUUGCUAACCCCAAAGUUGUAGAAAGAAAAAAAAAAGAACUCAUAAGAACUGUAAUCGAUGGAGACAGCAAACUUGUUGUACUAAAGACCUUAAAUUCUGUUUUCAUGGGUGUGGAUUAUUAUUUGCCGACCCCAACAUUGGAAAAAAAAAGAAGAGAAGAAAACUUAUCGGGACUAUAAUUGAUGGACCAGCUAUCAUGCUGUAUUAUAAAAGACAUUAGAUUCUGCUUUCGUGGGGUGUGGAUUGUAAUUCAUAUUUUGAUACCCCGCGACUAGUUUAACUUGAAAACAAAAGAA